This is a messenger RNA of Jaminaea rosea, 1500 nucleotides long. RefSeq lists its product as hypothetical. NCBI's taxonomy places the organism in Eukaryota, Fungi, Basidiomycota, Exobasidiomycetes, Microstromatales. The record is from RefSeq and is a predicted model, not a curated record. The transcript has a single exon. The coding region runs from base 37 to 1314 and encodes 425 amino acids.
UCCUGACUUUAAACGCUCGACCACGGCCAUGAAAGAAUGGGCACCGAUGACCUCGCAGAGAGGCUCAGGGCCCUCAGGACAAAGGCUGCUGCACCAAAGGUAGCCACGUCGGCCCUUGCUGAGCCAGCAAAACCCUCGACGGUCGGCCAGAGGGUGGCACGCGACAUCGAAGGAGAUGCUGUGGAGAAGCUCUUGGCCCAAUCAAGGGACGAGAUUGAUGUUGCUCGGGAACACGGAGAGCUCACAAGCGGACACAGCAGCCCUUUGAGUCGGGCAUCGUCGGCUCCUGCACCGCUUGACGUCGGCAUAGAGGGGAAGGCGCUUGCCAAUCUCGCUUCAGAAGCCGUCUCAGACGCUAAUGCUGUCCUCAAUGGCAAUCGCAAAGUCAUCGCUGCAGCCGCAAAGCAGCAAGCUGGCACUGACGGUGCUGCAAAGGACAGACGUCUCAUACCCGUAGCGAAGGAGUGGCCUCACCUGGUUCGGCCCAACUCAGGUCAGCUUGGCUUUGAUGCUGAUCAGGAUGAUGGAGCCAUGGCAUCAGAGCUCGCAGAGGCAAUGGGCGAGAUGGAAACGACCCCUUUUACUGAGUCAAGCAAUGUUGGCCCCUCCAAAAGAGCGGCAACAAGUAUCCCUCCCGCCGAGAAUAACAAAGAGGACGACGUCGAGCGUGAGGCUGCGGACCUUAUCGCACGCUUCACAGCUCUCCGCUCCAGUGCUUCGUGCAACGUCUCGACGAGCUCGGCAGCAUCGCUGUCGCAGGGCAUGCCAUCUGCUGCCACCAGUUCUGGUCUCGGCCGCAGUCUUGAUGACGGUCACGACGGCGACGACGACGAUCGUAUGACCGCCACAAUCUUUCCCUCUGCGCCCUCCGACGCUUUACCUUCACUUCCCGAGCCCUCGCACCCUACGCUAGGUCCAGAGCACAACGACAUCUCCGCCGACAUAGAUCUCUCACCCUUCCGCCGCCUUGUGGGCAAAGACCUGAACAUCCAACAGCGCCUCGCCAAUCUCGGUCGCAACGACGAGCCCAGUUUCCCCUCAACACCUGGCGGUGGCGGUGGCGAGGAGGAUGAGACGACCUUUUGCUCCCUCUGCGCCGAAGAUGCUUCGCUAACCUGCUCAUGUCCCGAUGACGAGUAUGAAGGAUGCGCAGGCGACGCAUACUGCUCGCAGUGCUGGGUUGAGGCGCAUGGUAGCAUGAGCAAGGAUGAGCUGAGGGACCAUCGCACAAAGGACGUGCCUGCUCGACGGCGGCAAAGAGGGGCCAAGGGAAUGGGAGGUAUCGGUGGUAGGAGGAGGGCAAUGGCGGCCUAGUCCGAUGAGAAGGCGUCUAUUGUCUAUACCUGUGUGCGGCUAUUGUACAUUGAAAUGCUCUUUGCCCUGCUCUAUACUCGUACAGAAGACUCGCACUCGCGCUUUCUCUUCCACCCCAACGUCCACCACACAUGCCCACUCUCAUCGCUCCUUCCCAGCCCCUUGCGCUUCGCCAUCUCAAUGCGA